This is a messenger RNA of Chanos chanos (milkfish), 2067 nucleotides long. It is a transcript of the gene fkbp1ab, whose product is annotated as FKBP prolyl isomerase 1Ab. Gene Ontology annotation, molecular function: peptidyl-prolyl cis-trans isomerase activity. The coding region runs from base 39 to 365 and encodes 108 amino acids. The transcript has 5 exons. NCBI's taxonomy places the organism in Eukaryota, Metazoa, Chordata, Actinopteri, Gonorynchiformes, Chanidae. The record is from RefSeq and is a predicted model, not a curated record. Gene Ontology annotation, biological process: protein peptidyl-prolyl isomerization. Gene Ontology annotation, cellular component: sarcoplasmic reticulum membrane; cytoplasm.
CGGGAGGGUCCUUUUUGGAAGGGGAUAGAACGAGUAAAAUGGGAGUCGAAAUAGAAACAAUAACCCCAGGCGAUGGAAGGACUUUCCCCAAAAAGGGACAGACUUGUGUGGUGCAUUAUGUUGGUUCCCUGACAGACGGCCGAAAGUUCGACUCUUCCCGCGACCGCGACAAGCCGUUCAAGUUCAAGAUUGGGAAACAGGAAGUGAUCCGUGGCUGGGAGGAAGGAGUCGUGCAGAUGAGUGUUGGCCAGAGAGCGAAGCUGACCUGCUCUCCUGACUACGCUUAUGGUAAUAAAGGUCACCCUGGGAUUAUCCCACCCAAUGCCACCCUCAUCUUUGAUGUGGAGCUCCUCAGCCUUGAGUGAAGAAGCCUUUCCUCUGCCUGUUUUUCAAUGUUUUUUUUCUUUUUUUUUUGCCUCCUACCAUGAAAAUGUGGAGAGAAGUUAAGAGAGUCUGCACUUGAUUCCACAUGAGUUUAAUGUUAAAACUCUCUUUCGUUUUCAUUAUAUUUUCUAUGUGUUCUUGCUUGUGCCAUUUCUUUUUGUAUAUUUACACUCCCAACAUUCUUCCAAUGAAUUAUAUGGGCCAUAACCUAACAAACUUUGUGAUUUUUUUAACCCUUAUUGCUUAAAUUAUUUUGCCAUGAUGCAUUGUGCAUGAUAAAACAACAACAUACCAAUGAAUCAUUUAGCAAUGAUCAUUUAUAUAGUUACUCAUGUGUAACUGUGUUUAUAUUCACUGUAUUUAUUGGUGAUGUGCUUGAGACCAAGUGUUAAUGUGACUGAAGAUUGAAGUUAAUGAAAAGCACGUGUUACCUCUAGUUCUCCAGGCACUUAAUAGCAGAACAACCUAAAUUUUUGUGGGUUUCUCAGCAUUAGCUUUUUAUGUUGUGCACAAAAAACAAUUGCAAAACAGGAUCAUUGGAAGCAGCGAUGAUUUGAGAAGCGGAGACUCAUUUGUACAAUAACUGGUUUCUCAGAUCUCAUGAUGCACUGAUACACAGCCCUACAUUGAUCAGCUGGGUUUCAUAUGAGGGACUUUGAGGUAGUUUAAAGUAUGGUAGUAAUAAUCAACCUUAAUCCUUGUGCCUACUUGUAUUUUUGACACCCAAGCACCACCUGCCUAGUGUUUUGGCGAACUGAGUCGAGCUACAGGAAGUCUCCAUAAUGUCACGACAAAAGUGGUUUGCAAUAUAAAAAUGGUCUUGAAGAAUGAUUGCUCUUCAGAUGCUUUGAUAGAAAAAUUUGUAUCAAGUUUGCAUGUUUAAUUAUGCCAAUUUGUUAGAAAACACUAAAAUAUAAUUUAGCAGACUUGGUAUUAAACAACUUAUGUGGGUAUUUUGAGUAAAAUGUCACAGAUUUUUUUUUCCUUUGCUCUGUUUUAGCAAUACUACACAUGUUGUACUAAUAAUCUCUUUUUGUACACCGAUACAUUUGGCAUGGCACUUGUUUGCAUGCCAUACAUAAAAAUGCUUGUACUUGUAUUGACUUCUGAAUUUAUAUUUCAUUUUAUCCUCUUACCAAAUCAACCUCUAAUUUGUAUUCUUCCCACAAAACCUUUGACAUGCUACAAAACGUAAGAGAUGGGCACUGGAUGUGCAUAUCGAAUUUGGAGUUUCAAGUUUUGUCAGAAAAUUCUUGAAAAACUAGAUCAGAAAGAGUUGAGGAACCGAGUAAACUGUAAUUUCUCCUGUCAAUUAUUUUCUUCAAAAAACUUGCCAUGAUAAAUAUUUUUCAGACGCCAACUUUCUAAACAAAGACUUACUUAACUAAUUUUAGAGCUAUAAUUGUAAAUUAUUUUGCAAUCUGUCAGUGUUAAUGUUUCUGAGGACAACACUGUGUGGAUAAGUCAGGUUUUAGUGGCUGGAGUAACAGAAAAAGUAGUGUGUUUUGUAAGGAGAUAGAAAAUGAAGGUGUAGUGGAAAAAAGAUGCUUGAAUUUGCUACUGUAAAAGAUUAAGCUAUGAUGGUCUGUGGCUUUAAGGGUCCUUUACUACACUGUAUAUUUGUGUGCUGAAUAUCAUGUGCAGACAAAACCAAUGAUAUCAAAAUGUGCUGUUGCAAUAAAG